This is a messenger RNA of Penicillium pulvis, 2668 nucleotides long. RefSeq names its product serine/threonine-protein kinase. The record is from RefSeq and is a predicted model, not a curated record. The coding region runs from base 215 to 2668 and encodes 817 amino acids. NCBI's taxonomy places the organism in Eukaryota, Fungi, Ascomycota, Eurotiomycetes, Eurotiales, Aspergillaceae. Gene Ontology annotation, molecular function: protein serine/threonine kinase activity; ATP binding. The transcript has 6 exons. Gene Ontology annotation, biological process: intracellular signal transduction; protein phosphorylation. Gene Ontology annotation, cellular component: cytoplasm.
CUUUUCUAGUCUAGUGUCACCUAACUUAGGGCUUGUACACUAUCUAGGUAGCUCCUUCUUUGAUACUCUUUGGUUAAAUUAGAAGCUUUCUCGUAAGGCUGACUGCACUGCAUCACGCGUUAUCUCAACCCCCGCUCUCUCUCCCCUCUUCUACCCCACAUCUUUUCAUCCGUCGUUCGCUCCUCCGUCCAUUUCGUCAAAUAUAUCUUCCGCAAUGGACGAUGGUCCUGAGACUCCCUAUGAGAUCUCUGCGGAGCCUGGCGUGGACUCGCCAGGUUUUGGACUGGGAGACCCACCGCCACCCCCAACCCGAGUCGACUCUGCUGCGUCUUAUGAGAGCCUUGAUCGGCAUCGGCGACGAAACCCCCGAACAAGGCGCCCGGUGAAGGAAACGCUGGACGCUCGCUCCCAAUAUACGACAAGUCAAGAUGACGGUACAGCUGAACACCAUAUCAAUCAAUACAUCAUCAAGCAAGAGAUUGGACGAGGAUCCUUUGGCGCGGUCCAUCUGGCAGCUGACCAGUAUGGGAAUGAAUAUGCAGUGAAAGAGUUCUCCAAAUCCCGACUGAGGAAGCGCGCACAAUCGCAUAUGCUGCGACGCCCACGAGGGCCACGACGACAGGGCACCGGUCUGAAUCUUCCCAAUUCGCCAUUGCACCGUAAUCCCUCUGGAGAUGACAACGAGAAUGCGAAAAAUCCACUUUAUCUGAUCAAGGAGGAGAUCGCAAUCAUGAAGAAGCUGAAUCACAACAACUUGGUAUCGCUGAUUGAAGUGCUGGACGAUCCGACCGAAGACUCUCUCUAUAUGGUCAUGGAAAUGUGUAAGAAGGGUGUUGUGAUGAAGGUCGGACUGGAGGAGCGGUGUGACCCUUAUGAUGACGACCUCUGUCGAUGCUGGUUCCGCGAUUUGAUUUUGGGAAUUGAAUAUUUACACGCGCAGGGCAUUGUGCACCGCGACAUCAAGCCGGACAAUUGCCUUGUCACCAGUGACGAUGUGCUCAAGGUCGUCGAUUUCGGUGUAUCGGAAAUGUUUGCGAAGGACUCGGACAUGUACACGGCUAAGUCUGCUGGCUCCCCUGCGUUUCUGCCACCUGAGUUAUGCGUUGUGAAGCACGGUGAUGUCUCGGGAAAGGCAACGGAUAUCUGGUCUAUGGGCGUGACUCUUUAUUGUUUGAGAUACGGAAAGUUGCCAUUCGAGAAAGCAAGCAUCUUUGAAUUGUAUGAGAGCAUCAGAAGCGACCCGGUGAUAUGCGAAGAUGAGCCGGAUGAGCGUUUCAUAGAUUUGAUGAGCCGUCUGCUGGAGAAGGACCCGGCGAAGCGAAUUGACAUGCAUGAUUUGAGAGAACACCCCUGGGUGACAAUGAAUGGAGUCGAUCCUCUUUUGUCCGAAGAAGAGAAUACGGCCCAUAAUGUUGAACCGCCAACCGAGGAAGAAUUGAAUGCCGCCAUCACUAAAAGUAUAGGACACGUGAUGACUCUGAUGAAAGCUGUCAAGAAUUUCAAGCGUCUGGUUGAUCCAAACAAAACAGCCCCUGCUAUGCAAAGUAUUCUCGGUGCAGAUCAUGAAGCGCAUUUUGUUGAGCCACCCAUGGAAAUGGAUCCAGACGACGAGUUUCCGGUCGUGGGACUGGAUGAAAGUGUUGGAACUGGCCACGGGUCAGGAGGUGGUCUUCGGAAGGUUUUAGGGCGACACCCUGUGCUCGCUAGACAAGAUCGUCGAGACAACUCAUGGACAAGUGACUCGGCGAGCUCGUCUCGACUAGGCCAAAGCCCUGUUGGGAGCAAACGACCCAGUGGGGUCUUUGAGCCGGAGCGGAAAGACUCUGGGUCAAUACGCACUGGUAGAUCUCCGGCUAGCUUCGGGCAUGAGGCAAGACAAUCCCAGUCGGGAUCCCCAAUGCCACUGUCCCGAGCCAGCUCAGCUACUACCAAACGGAGUGUUGAAGGCACUCGGGGUCAUGCGCGGGAUCCCCUAGAAGAAGAAUUCCCAUAUCUUCACAUUGGGCCAUCCACAUACACGGGUUCGUCACAGGAACCCACUGAUCUCAAUAUCGGAAGUGAUCCAGCACCUCUUGUUGCUGAGCCAGAUAGCAUGGAGAACGAUCUGGAUCCAGACUCUGUCGGUCCCGUGCAUUUUGUUAGCGAAUCGCCAGGAGCAGCUGAAUUCGACAUCUACGACACGGCUUAUCGACAGGAACUUGAGCGAAUCAAUGCCAACUCAAGUCAGACUAUUCCCGGUGAUGGUCCCAGGGUAUACCUGACACGACGCAUCGAGAACAAACAUGAGGUGAUGAAUUUUGCCAAGGAAAAAGCGAUUGACUUGCAGACUGGCACAAAAAAGUUCGUCUCUUCACCACCAGUAGCCAAGGGCCCGUCCUCGACGUUCAGUGCAGCAGUGAGCUUGCUUCGAAACCAAAUAGAACAGCAGAAAGAUGCGGAUAGCAAGGGGACUCCACAGCAACAGGAGCAAGAACAGCCGACGGAGCCUCCGACUGAACGACGAGGAUCCAAUCCACCUUCAUCGAUCCGGCCGCAAUCCCUCCCAGACCCGGAAGCGUCGUCUUUUGAGGCGACGGGAGUGCCUAUUCCAGAACCUCCCACUAGCGAGGACUCCAGGGCUCAGUUGCGACGACUUCUUGCUCGGGGUCGUGACAAAGUUGGGGAAUAG